Messenger RNA from Anopheles darlingi, 1830 nucleotides. RefSeq lists its product as uncharacterized. The record is from RefSeq and is a predicted model, not a curated record. The coding region runs from base 1 to 1830 and encodes 609 amino acids. Lineage: Eukaryota; Metazoa; Arthropoda; Insecta; Diptera; Culicidae. The transcript has a single exon.
AUGCUCCAUCGUUGCUCGCUGCCCGGUGCCUUCCGGGUGGACGAUUCCGAGACCCACCUACCACCCAACCUACCGGGAACGUCGUUCUUCGCUCGGGUCCUGAAAUACCUGCGAUCCACGCUGCUCGUCUCACCGAAGCACCCGGAAACGCUCAACUACUACCGGAGCAGGACGAAGAUAUCGGCCGAAAACGAGCGUCUCGUGCACCAUCUGCCACCGUUCAUCAUUCAUCCGUUCAGCGUAUUCCGGAAGUGUUGGGAGUCUGUCGUUUUCAUUGCCCUCACGCUCCAUCUACUGACCAUCGCGUUUCUGUUUUCCUUCGCCAUCAACCUGGAACGUUCGACGUUGCUGCUGCUGCAGCUGUUCGAUAUCCUGCUCUGUCUACUGUUGGCUCUUGAAUUUGUCCUCCAGCUGGUCACCGGGUAUGUGUGCGAAGGUGAGAUUGUCCUCGAGUUGAGCAAGAUCGUACGCCAUCGGUUACGUUGCUGGACCAUCGGUAAUCAGCUUCUGCUUUUCGUGCCGUACGUACUAGUGCUGGACGAGCUGGUGGUCGCGUUCUAUCAGGAUGCCGUCCUUGUGUAUCUCUGCCUGUUCGUCUACCUAUAUCUGCUGUGUAUCUGGCGCUUUAGAAACAUCAAUGCAUACUUGGAUACGUUCGCCAAAGGUUGGCUUAACCUUUCGCUCAAACAACUCAACUUCAUCAAACCCAUUCUGAGUACACUGUACGUGCUGCACUGGACGGCCUGUCUGUUGUACAUCGCUCCCAUGUUGGCCCUCUCACUGCUGCGUGAGGAUGAAGACGAAUCCCACUUGCUGGUGGAUGUCCUGUGGACGUAUGAUCAGCACCGAGAUGCGAUGCUCUAUCCCAUAAGUCACCGGAAUCGGCUUGAGAUCGGCGACGUACGGCAGUACCUUGGUGAACUGCUUAGCCGUCAAUUGCUGGAACAAGAGGACGACACGGAUAGUAGAGCAUUCCUGCAGGCCAAACUCGAUGAUGUACACUACAACGUUAGCGUGGCUUAUCGCUAUUUGCGAGCGCUAAUGAUCACACUCAAGGUCGGUCUGCAAGGUGGUCAUUCGCUGUCCGUGGGCCAUCACUUUCUGCACGAAUGGAUGCAAUCGCUGCUGCUGCUGUGUGGAUGGAUUUGGUCGACCUACAUCCUACUACUGCUGAUUCGCUCGAUCAUGAUGGAAGACGCCAGCAGUACACAGUACGAUGAAGUGCUGAACGAGAUCAAUGCAUUCUGUCUAAAGAAACGCCUCAGUCAAGCGCAGCACUAUAAACUGUGUCGCCAUUUUGCGUACCAUUACCGGAUGCACUACUUCAACGAGCGGGCCGUGCUGGCGCACACGUCCGGCAAUCUGCGCCGCCAGGUCCUGAUGGAUGUGACACAGCCGGCUUGUCUGAACCGGUCCGAAGUAUUCCGUGACCUGCCGGCCUAUCUGCUCGAGGACAUCACCGAGCGGUUGCGAUUUGAGCUGUUCCUGGAGCAGGACACGAUCACGACGGCCGGUAGCACGGCGGACGCGAUAUAUUUUCUAGCAUGCGGAACUGCCGCCGUCUACACACCGGACGGGGUGGAGCUCGGCCACCUGGUGGAUGGAGCCAACUUCGGUGCCGUGGCCCUGUUUAGAAGGGACGCCCGGCGCACGGUAAGUGUUGUGGCGCUGGAAGUAUGCGAGGUUUACUGGCUGGAACGAGCCGAUUUCCAGCAACUGAUGAAGCCGCACCCCUAUCUGUGGGCCCAGACGGUGAAGCAGGCCGAGAAGCGGAUCAAAGAGGCGGCACUAUCGAACGAAGACCAGUACUUUGAUACCUUCCUGUACUAA